AAAGGUUGAGUCGUUGAGUGAGGUCCUCUGUCCCAUCGUCUCUUAUAACAGGAAGAUUGAAGUCGAAGGCGGGUGGCCAAAAUGCCAGAAGAGAUGGCGGACGGUGGGAGGAAGCUUGUGACUCUUAAUGACCUUAUCGAUGCCCUGGACAAGCGUGAGAGGGCGCCGAGCAACGUCCCAAAGGUCGAGAUAUUCCACUUCAAAGGGGAUCGGGUAUCUGAUUGGCUGGAUCUGACAGAGCAGGCACUAGUGGGGCUAUCAGAUGAGGUUAAGCUCCAGCGGGUCCUGAGGUAUGUCCUGCAUAGCCACCAUCGGGAAGUGACUAAGGUUGUGGAUGCCGCCGGUGGCAGUUGGGCAAAGUUUGGGGACCUAAUGCGAAGGAAGUACAGGCUGGGGGACAGCCUGUUGACCAUGGCCGACUUGGAGGCCAUGAAUAAGGAAGAUUUCUCCACCAUUGGGGCGUUUGUGCAGGAAUUUAAGAAAAAGGCGAGGAAAGUGCACGGGAUUUCUGAGGAGGCGCAGUGCGCCACAUUUCUUGGACUGCUUACGGGCUCGGAGGCCACAGAGCUGACCAAGUAUGGGGAAGGGAGCGAGAGGCUCUCCUUGGCAACCAUUGACAAGGGAGUGGAAGAAGGGAGUUUGGACCAGGUGGAGCAGCACCAAAUGAGAUUGCAAAGGCGCGAGAGGAAGGAGAGGGAUGCUACCGCAUAUGGGACCCCAGGGGUGAAGGGAAUAGUCACGGACGUGCUGGCGACACUGGACUAUGAUAAUGAGGCACAAAUACAGAAGAGAGGGGUGCUAGUGGUCCAAGGUCGGGCGUCAGGGGCAGUAGAUGAGGAGGCUGGGCAAGAAGACUAUGGCGGAGGGGAGACAGGCUCCCAGGUCCUGACUAAGGCGCAGAGGAAGCAGCGCAACUUGCUGCAGGGAGGGCAAAGGUCAGGGAAGGGACAGGCUCCCCAAGCCAUUGCCGCACUACCGUCUGUCGCCGCGGCCGCGCCGGCGCUAGCAGGGCCAUCGCACAUGGGGCCGCCACCAACUUGCGGGCACUGGGUGCCGCACUGUAAGUCCGCACCCUGGCCCAGUUGCAACCACUGUGUCUCAUGUGGAGGGAGUCAGGCCCACGCGGGACACAUGGUCCCCUGCUCAGACCCAUCCGCAAGUAUGGGCCCCCCGAGCUACCCGGCGACCCAAAGCCAGCCCGUGGCCCAACCGCUGCCCUCCCAGCAGGCCUCGCAAGCUAGUGUAGCCGAGGGAGGGGGCCAAAGACAAGGCGGGCAGGGCAAUGGGGGCCGGGGUCAAGGGGGUAGAGGAGGGGGCGGCCGGGGGCGAGGAGGAAAUGGUGGAGGCCGUGGAGGAGGCUGGAAUGGUCAAGGGGGUCAGAACCAAGGUGCCCAAGGCAGCCAGGGAGGAGGCCAGGGGUAUGGGAGGCCCCGCUUUGACUGGCGGAAUGCGACUUGUUGGCAUUGCGGCGAGGUGGGCCACACCGUGCGAUUUUGCCAACAGCGGCGGGACGAUGAGCUGGCAGGAUUAAUCUCCACCUGUAUGGAUGGGGACAUAUAUGACCAGUGGGGAAAGCACAUUGAUCCUAAGACCCUAGGAGGAAUUAGGCAAGAAGCCCUCAGGCGGGCAGCGGCAGGGCCUCCAGCAGCCCCGACAAUGUUCAGGAUAUGGCAGGAUAGGCAAGACCCCGGCGUAAGAGUCGAGGAGAUUGUAGGUGAGAGCGAGGAAGUGACUCAGCAGCUGAAGGUGGGGACCAUAAAGGAGGAGCCCAAAGUUGUUGAGUCCAACGAAGAGGCGCAGGAGGCGACGAGAGAGUCGGCCUCGACCAUCCUGGAGAGGAUGGAGGAUCUGCUUGCAAAGGGGUGGACUAAUGCGGUGGCAAUGGUGCAAAGGCAUAUGAUUAGGGCCAUGCAGACAGUUAGUCCACAUAUCACUCAGCCCUACAUUGACGACUUGGCGAUCAAGGGUCCAAAAGAGAAGGAGGAGAACGAAGUGAUGCCGGGAGUGAGGCGGUUUGUCUGGAAGCACGUCCAGGAUAUCGAUCAAGUUCUGGGUCUGCUGGAGGAGCACAACCUGACGGCCAGCAGCCCCAAGUCGAAGCAUUGCAUGAAGGAGACCACGAUUCUGAGCUUUGUUUGCAACGAAAAGGGGCGGAGGCCAGAUGGGAAGAAGAUGGACAAGAUCCUAGAGUGGCCAGUCCCCUUCCAAUCGAUAACGGACGUUGUCGGUGCGAAUACCCUUACAAGGGUAUCCGCCCUGGGGUUUUGCAAGUAACAAAAAAUUGUUUGGUUUAAAGUUUAAGUAUACCGCGCUAAGCGCGGCUGCG
Chara braunii is the source of this 2326-nucleotide messenger RNA. The record is from the annotation of a GenBank genome assembly. NCBI's taxonomy places the organism in Eukaryota, Viridiplantae, Streptophyta, Charophyceae, Charales, Characeae.